UGUGAGAGAGGAAGGUUGUCGCUCCUCGUGCUGGCCUCCGAUCACCCGCGCCCAACCACGUGUGUUCAGAACUAUCACACAAAAGAAAAUCGUGUUAUACUUAAACCAAUAUAUAUCUGUGAAGCAUAACUGCAAAGUGAUUUUAAAGCCAUUAAAAUCCAGACCGGUAAAUUAAAUAGUUGAAAAGAAAAAAUAUAUAUAUAUUACCACUGGAUUUAAUAUUAUUGGUUACUCUUUAAUUUUUUUUAUUUUUUUACAAGUGAAUUAUAUUGCAAUUCGUGGAUUUUACUAUCUGCAAGAUCAACAACCGCGAUUUAUCACCAGGUUAUGCUUCAUGAUAUGUGAGGGGAGGUGGGCAGGAUGGUGAGAUGGGUCCGGGGGGUGCGCUGCCCCCUCCAUGGCGCCCCCUGCCCCCCACGGCACCUGCUGUCUGUCCUCCUGCCUCUGCUGCUGCUGGCGUUGGUCCCCCUGGCCCCCCCCGCCGCCGCGGACCCCGCACCCGGGCAAGGAUCAGCUGAGAAUGACGCGGAGUCCGGCGGCCCUCUGGCGGAGGUUCCGGACAACUCGCCGCCGAUCAUCUUGGACGAGCCUCAAGACGCCUACGUCAUCAAGAACAAGCCUGCCAUUCUCACCUGCCGCGCCGCCCACGCCCUCAAGGUGAACUUCAAAUGCACGGGGGCCGAGCCGGGACCCGAGGCCGAGACUGUGACCUCGUUCGUGGACCCGAUGACCGGCGUGAGGGUCAUGGAAGGUCAGCUGCAGAUCGAGAGGCGGCUGGUGGAGGAGUCCUACGAAGGCAACGACUACGGCUGCUACUGCGUCGCCUGGAGUUCCCGCGGCGAGACCAAGAGCAAGUCAGCGAGGGUCGCCACUGCAUACCUUCGGCGAUACUUCGAGGAGCCUCCGUACUCGCAGUCGGUGCCCCUCGGGAAGCACGUGGAGCUGCGCUGCCUCCCCCCCGACGGGCGUCCCCCUCCGGCCACCACCUGGCUCAGGAACAACGUGCCCAUCAGCCUUGAGGAGAACCCGAGUUACAAGAUAUCCUCGGAGGGCUCCCUGCUCAUCCUGUCAGCCCGGCCGGAGAACUCGGCGAAUUACACUUGCGUUGCCGAGAACGUGGCCGCCAAGAGGGUUUCGGAGACAGCGAGACUCAAGGUUUACGUGGACGGCUCGUGGUCAACGUGGUCGUCGUGGUCGUCGUGCAGCAACCGAUGCGGCCGCGGCGUGCAACGUCGGACUCGCACAUGCUCCGCCCCGGCGCCCAUGCACGGCGGCGCGGCGUGCAUCGGAACCGCCGUGCAGAAGGCCGACUGCUCCCACUUGUGCCCUGCCGUGGACGGGUCGUGGGCGUCGUGGUCGUCGUGGUCCACGUGCGGGCCCGACUGUCGUCACCACCGGCAGCGGGCGUGCUCGGCGCCCCCCCCUCAGCACGGCGGACGGUACUGCACGGGCGAGGACUUCUACUCGAGCAAUUGCACCGGCGGCAUGUGUCGCAAUGGUCGAGGAUCCUCCGUCAGGAUGUACGGAGAUAAGAGUGCUACAGAAGAAGCGACGGCCGCCGCGGUGCAGCAGGACAUCACGCUGAUCGUGGUGCUGGCGGUGCUGGUGCCUCUCGUGCUGCUCCUGCUGGUGGUGGUCUUCAGGAAGUUCAACCGGAAGGACCGCCAGGAUGGACCCAUGUACGAGAUCGCGGCGUCGGACUACCCGAUGCCCUUCUACUCCGACACGGCCAAGAAGUUGAAGGGGCUGGCGCCGGACCUGACGCAGGGCGUGGGCAUGGCGCCGCUCCCGCCCACGGCCCUCCCGCCCUGCUACGACCACGCCUACAGCGACCCAGCAUCCGUGUCGAGCGGCCACAAGUCAAGCGUGGGCGUGGUGGGCUCCAUGUACGAGGAGCACUACUCGGCGCCCGCCAGCGGAGGAGGCCCCUCGGGCAGCGCCACGCCCGCCUCCGAACACCACUACGACGUGCCCCACCUGCGCCCCUCGCACGACUCGCCCGCGCCCUCCGAGGCGUGCCACCUGCUGCCCUCGCGCGCCCUCGCCACGCCCACGCUCGACGGCAGCGUGGGCAGCCGCUGCCUCGACUCCCCCAUGUCUUCGCUGGAGAAGCCCCCCCGCAGCGACUCCCCCGCCUCCCUCUCCAGCAACGCCACCUCCAGUUCCCGGCCGACCUCCGCGUCCGACGGUGGGCGCGAGAGCCAGCCGCCCAAGGAGCUACUGAGCGCCGACGGAGCCGCGUGGGGCGUGAUGACGGCGGCGGGCGGGCGUCUGGUGGUGGGCGAGUACGGCGUGGUGCUCACUGUCCCCGAGGGCGCCCUUCCCCCCGAGGCGCGCCAGCAGAUGUACAUCGGCGUCAUGCCCAACGCGCACGUGCCCAAGCUCACCGAUAGGCAGACGCUGCUGAGCCCCGUGGUGAGCUGCGGCCCCACCAGCGUGAACCUCCUGAAGCCGGCCGUGCUGUCCUUCGAGCACUGCGCCUCCCUCCAGCACGCGGCCUGGCAGAUCCACGUGUUCGCCUCUCCGGCCCCGCCCCCCGUCGGCACCGUCUCGUCCGCCUCGUCAGCGUCGUCGUCGAGCUUCUUCGGCGACGAGUCCUGGACCCGCCUCAUCACCAUCGGCGAGGAGCGCAUCGACACGCCCGUCUUCACGCAGCUCGACGGCGCGCAGGUGCAUAUGAUGACGGAGUCGCUGCGGCAGUUCGUGCUGGUGGGCGAGAGCGCGGGCUCCAACGCCGCCGUCAAGCAGGUCAAGGUAGUGGCGGCCGCCCCCCCGCCCACCCCGUCAGGCACGCUCACUGUCACCAUUCACGUCAUGCAGGACACCACCGCCGCGCUCGCCUACGUGACCUCGAAGGAGCGGCGUCGAGGGGCUUCCCUGCUGGACAAGCCAAAGAUGUUGUUGCUACAGGACUGCGGUGCUAACCUCUGCCUCACCUUGGAUGACCUGGCUCCCGGCUGGCGCAUCCGUCCGGGUCAACAUUAUCAGGAAAUUUCGUUCGAAGCCAUCUGGGGCGCGAAGAGCGAGACGGUGAGCACGACCUUCACCCUGGAGCGCAGCGAGGGCACGGCGGCCGCCCUCGCCUGCAGGGUGGUGGCGCAGCAGAAGGGGUCGUCGGCGCACCGCCAGCUCAUCAGGAUCAACUCCGACUUCCCUUACGCGCCCGUCACGGCGUCGCCCGCGCACAUGGCUCCGAGGACCUCCACAGUGACGUCGAGUAGCGGGUGCUCGUCCCUCGUGACGCUGACGCCGGAGCCCGGGGCGUUCCGUCUGCCGCAGCGCCUCCGGUGGGAGCUGUGCCGGUGUCUGGACCCACCCAACGCCCGCGGGAACGACUGGAGGAUGCUGGCAGCCAGGCUCAACGUGGAUAGGUACUUGAACUACUUCGCCUGCAAGUCCAGCCCGACGGAGCACAUCCUGGACCUGUGGGAGGCGCGGCACCGGGAGCCCACCGCCCUAACGGACCUCCUGAACGUCCUCCGGGUGAUGGGGCGGCCCGACGCUGCCCACAUCCUGGAGAGCCACGCCGGUGCCUGGAUCUGAGGGCGGGAGACGACGACGACGCCCUUGAAGUCGAUCAUGAAGAGGAGGGGCCUCGACUCCCCCCCCGCCGUCGCCGUGGGUCGCGUUUCGUUCGGAUGUAGAAGACUUCAUUGAGUGUUUUUUGCGUUUUCUUUUCUGGAAACGAGUUGGAACCUUCUUUCGGUGAGAAUAACCAGGACGCUUAUGGUUUAGAAAACUGUGCUAUCUUGUGCUCCCUACAUCGGUAUAUCAAACGGAUGAUAUACACGUAUAAGUUGACAUUCUUUUUUCCACAUUAGUUAUCCUAUAAAUAAAAAGCUUUCUUGUGCAUGUUUGCCAGAUGUGUGUAUGUGUGUGUGUGCACUCGCCAAGGCAUUCAGUACCACAAGUUAUGGGAUGCUGUUUAUCUUUCAUAAAAAAAAGAGCUCGUUCCGUUUUCGUCAACACGUUCAUUAACGAACUUCAGUUUGUGUUCGGAUCUGUGCCUGAACUUGUUGCCUGAAGUGAGAUGUUUAGACUAAGGGACAUCGCCAGUGUGAUCUGGCCGGCCUCAGUGUCUGAAUCGAAGAAGAAAAAAAAAAGCAAAAUGGAACACAAAAGUGCUAAGGAAAAUGUGAAAAUAAAAUAGUAAACGCUUGACUAGCGCUCUCGUCCGCUUCUUUGUGAUUCAUCAGAAGCUUUUGCAGAGCCCGAAGUGAACUCAGUGCAAUAUUGACCAAUCGUUGCCGUGUUUGACGUCGAGUUUUUUUCCUCUUGCGGCGAAGGAGACCGCGUGCCAUAGCCAGCAGGACAAUCACCACCAACAAAUAUAACCAUGAUAGAAGAAGAAAAAAAAGCAUGAUAGUUGACCAUACCACGAGCUUUCUGACCCUGUGUAUAGGCUAAGUGGGAACGUGUAGCUGCUGCACCUCACGUGUGUCAAGUGUUCAGACAGUUCGUCCAUGUUUGUAUAGAGUACCAUUGCCUAAUAGAUGUUACCUCUCUUUUAAGACAUAUAUAUAACUCUAUGCCACAGGUGCAUGCCCAGUGAAGCGGUCCUGAGUGACUGCAUUGUUAACGAUCCUGAUGGUUCGAAUUUUUUUCUCGGUUUUUGUACAUAGAUACUUCGGUUCUGCUAUGAAAGUAAUAGCCCUGGUUUCUUGUGUCAUGGAAGAUGUUGUAUAGUUUAUUUAUUUACACUUGUGUGAUAUUGCCAUAAAAAAAACAAUGUAGUGUAAGAAAGAAGAAAACGGAUGUACUGGCGUUGAUAUUUUAUAUGUCAAGGAAUCAUGCUUAGAGAAUUGUGCUGUAUCUCAAAGGAAGAUAAUAAAUAUGUACUAAAUUACAGUCGGGAGCCUUCUGCUAUAACUUGCAACCGAAGUGCUUGGUGCCCAGUCUGUCACGUGUAAAAAAUAUAAAAAAAAAUAGAUUAAUUAAGCAAAUCCAGUACAGCCUUGAUCGAAAUCUAAGUGCAUUAAUAAACUGCCUCUUUGGUACUCUGUCCAGGAGGGCGUGAGAGGAGAGAGAGUUGACCCUUUCAGCUGAAUGAUUCUUGAAGUCCUUUUUUGGGGGAUUUUUUUUAUUUUUCUUCUUCAAAAUUUUCGUGUCACUCGUCUUGAUGGAGAGAUCCCGGCCUCACGUUCCUGAACAGCGCCAUGAGGUGGGCCUGACUUGAAAGGCCAAUAUGGGGCAGUUUUGGGGGACCUCUGUGCAAGAUUUGAGGGGAAUUUUGAUCAAAUAUUGCAAUCGUGGGUCCAAAUUCUUACUUAAGACAGGGAUGUUUUAUGUGAUGAAUUAAAAGAAAUAAUAAUAAUAAUAACGUGAUGAACCAGUCUUGCACGAAGGUUACCGAUGAUUCGCCCUGCAAAAAAAAAAAAUCCUCAAAUGCAGAAUGUUCCAUCAGCUAAUACGAAGAGGACUGCUUAAGACGAGGGCGUGGGCGCGGACAUCCGGCGUGUCUGCGCUGCACGCCCGAACCAGGCUUAAGCAGCUGCCCGACGGAAUUACGUUGAAGAAGGUGCAUGUUGUAUUCGCGAGGCCGCCCCAACACCCCUACCCCCCGCCCCGAGAGGCGCCUCUUCACGGGAGCCACCGAAGCCCCCCCACACGCCCCCCCCGCACCUCCAAUGCUCUCUGUCCCUCAUGGUCACCUUUGACUCGCUCUCGUAGUCGCGGGGAUAGUAACUGUGAUCCACUUUUUUUUUUAGUCACUAUAGAGGGAAUCCAUAUACACUAACUAUAUAAUAAAACACGAGAUUUUCCCCCCAAAAAAGGGGAAAACUAUUCAGUAUCACCGAGCAUGACACCUUUUCUUUCGCGGCUUCUCAAACUUUGACAGUAAACCUCCCACCUCCUUCCCUCUCUCCCUUCCCCUCCCCUCCCCUCCCAACCCCUUCCCUCCCCACCAACACCCCACUUAUAUAAAACGCUUGUGUGUUCGUAGUAGAGAGACACUUGUGCUGUGAGAGGUAGGAGAGCCCGACGGUGUGUGGAUGGUGUGUGUGGACGGCCGCAGGUUGCUUUCCCGCCGUCCAGCUAUGCAGCCCCACUAUGCACACACCGCUGUACAUUGCUUUAUGUUUUGUACAGUACUGAUAUAGAGAUGAUUAGCAGUUUCUCAGGAUAUCUGUUGAAUUGUCGUCUUAUAUAAUACACAUUAUUUUACAUCUUAGCAGUGUUAGAAGACAUUGGUUAACGACAUUGCAUCCUGAAGUCUAUAAACUACUUGAUUAAAAUUUAAAAAAAAGGAAAUUUCAUCAUGAUGUAUAACUUUUGGCUGCGAUUUUUUAUUUCAAAUGACGAAAAUAGUUCUCCUAGUGUACUUAUAGAUGUUUUAUGAGUACUGUUAAAAAUGUUUCUUGUUAAUUCUAAAAUUAGAUAUCGCUCUGGCUACCAAAGAAUCAUUUUCUUCAUUGAAACUGCCGAGGUCGUUUGGUGCGGAAGUAAAACAGAAAAAAGGGGGAAAAAUGAACAAAAAAAAACAAACAAACACAAACCAUACACAUUCAUGGCCAAUGACAAACAACGGACCAGCCAAUCGCAAUUAAAGUUUUUCUUCUGUUGUUGGGACCGUACGACCCAACAACUAAUCAGCUGCCUUAUAACUGGAGUGCGUAGGAAAACCUCUUGAGAGCAAAGAUGGUCUUCCUUGGUUCUUUCAGAAUGCGAGAAAUUCCUAACCAUAUAAACAAAAAAAAAAACGAAAAAAAAUACUAAAAAAAAAUAUAUACAAUAUAACACGAUGGCAACACAUUUGAUACAGUCAUUAAAAAAAAAAGGUUUUCAUGUUGUUUAUAUGAAUUUUCUAUGUACAGAGUUAGAAUUGAGCUUUUUGUAUAUAGUCUUCCUUGGAGUCUCAGAGAAUAACUUAAGAAAAAGUGUUUUACUCACUUAUUAGCAAUCACCUGGUCGGAGUAGUGUUGCCACCAGACGUUCCUUGUGUAUUUGGACGCUAAACCUUGUGAACUAGCUGCUGCGCUGUACCCCGCCCACCCAAAGUCACCCUUUUUUAACAGCAAAGUACCUGUAACACACACUUAUAUAUAACCAAAAAAAAAGAGAAAGAAAAAAAAAGCUACACGUUUAUCUGAGUUGUUUUCCGUUGCGUUGAGGUAGAGGAGGUGACCGUGGCCGGAGUGGAGCGUGGCGCCUCCCUGUCCCUGUUGGUGCUUCCACGCGACCUGCGACGUUCUUCCGUGAGACUCCAGCGGAGGGAAAAAGCCAUAUAUUCAGAGACAAUAAAGGCGAUUUUGAUGUA
Molecule: messenger RNA, 7258 nt
Organism: Penaeus indicus
Lineage: Eukaryota; Metazoa; Arthropoda; Malacostraca; Decapoda; Penaeidae
Gene: unc-5
Product: netrin receptor UNC5C-like
Exons: 18
Coding region: 361-3543 (1060 amino acids)
Biological process (GO): motor neuron axon guidance; netrin-activated signaling pathway
Cellular component (GO): membrane
Molecular function (GO): netrin receptor activity; protein binding
Source: RefSeq, a predicted model, not a curated record